AUGUCAAUACCCCGAGACUUUAUGGUUGGCAAAAGAAUCACUUUUUUGGACCGACCUUCGCCGAAGAAGCGCAAGCUAAUGCACACCCCAGAUGGAUUUGAGAACUCCAAGUGUGCUGCCGGGAAGGCCCCUGCACGCAAGUUCGCGUCCGCGUUUGACGACCCUAAGCGCUCCAAAGCAAGCACUACGAAGGUUCUUGUGCGUCCUGUGCGACCACCACCAGUCGCCGGGCCCUCCAAAGAGGCGUCAGCCUCGUCCGGUGCCCGCGCUUCAAGGAUACCGGCUGCCCCAAAGCCUGUUGCAGAAUCAAGCUCGCGACCCGCGAUAGUGCAGAGCCGACAUGCGUCCAUCCUCGCAGCCCACAGAAAUUCUUCUCCCGCCCCGCCCAAACCCCCACCUAAGCCAAUCUCGAAGGGCAGCAUACAGCAGUUUCAACCAGUCCUCCCGCCUCCUGCGCCACCCAAGGAUCCCCCUCGAAAUCUCCGCCCCAUGCAGCCACCUCCGCAGCCCACCGGAGGGCGCCCUAAAUUGGAUCCGACCAAGAUGAAGACCAUCCUGACCACGAGGGUUGCCGUAGCCAUGGACCCGCGGACGGAGAGCGGCACGGACGAACUGCUCGGCAUAUAUCUGGAGCAGAACACGGGCACCCACGUCCCUCCGGCGGAGCGCGAGCUGCAGCGCGGCCUCAAGCAAAGCCCCGAGAAGGCAUCGAAGUCGAAGAGCGCAAAGUUCACCAGGGGUGGACUGGCAGAGCGCGCGCAACGCAUCUUCGCGAAGCACAACACGACUCUCGGGCUAUGGUACAAGGACAUGGAGCUCCAGACGCAACGCCCGCAGGCGCACCCGCGGAUCGCUCCAGACCUCUGUCUGCGGAUCAUUGAGGUCCUCCAUGUAUCUUCCGUCGCAAGCCUGCAGUGCUCGCAGAGCGUACCGCGCCUCUGUGUGGCGCGGUGUCUCAAGAUAUCUCCCGGCGGUCUCGGGGAACCCGAGGAGGUCGCGGCGGUGCUGGACUUUGGGAACCCGGGCUCGGCGGCGGCGCGGGCGCACACGCUGGACGAUGUUAAGAUGGACAGGACACUGCAUAUAUGGCGCCCCUGGAACACGGCGAAGGUUCAGGACUCACCAAAUGAUAUCGACACAUCGCUCUUCCGUCUUCCGGCACACUGUAGCAUAUUGUUCUGCACCCGCUUUCGCAUCGUUAGUUAAGAUCUUACGCUAUUAUAUCAAGUAUUGCGCUGCACGAAUUCGGAACCAACGUGCCAGUCAAGGUAUGUAUACUGCUCACGCGUUAAGCUUGUAGCCGGCUUAUUUGAACGCUCUGGUCGCACGCCGCUGCCCGGAGACAUGCCCGAGUCGAUG
Molecule: messenger RNA, 1359 nt
Organism: Trametes versicolor FP-101664 SS1
Lineage: Eukaryota; Fungi; Basidiomycota; Agaricomycetes; Polyporales; Polyporaceae
Exons: 4
Coding region: 1-1206 (401 amino acids)
Source: RefSeq, a predicted model, not a curated record